Messenger RNA from Malassezia restricta, 1851 nucleotides. RefSeq names its product carboxylesterase family. The record is from RefSeq and is a predicted model, not a curated record. NCBI's taxonomy places the organism in Eukaryota, Fungi, Basidiomycota, Malasseziomycetes, Malasseziales, Malasseziaceae. The coding region runs from base 1 to 1851 and encodes 616 amino acids. The transcript has a single exon.
AUGAUGAAAGCGGGGCAGCAUGUUGUCCUAGCUGGACUUUUAUUGCUGAGCUUCUUCGUAAUAGGAGCUGUAGCUGAUGUCGCAAAGCCCCAACAUCUGAGCACUUUGCAUCAUGCGAAAAUGGCCCGCCGCUCGAAGGCUAUGUCUACGAGUGAAAAGUGGGGCAAGUACUGCGAGGACGACACACAGGGACACAAUGGUAACGACCAAAAGUCAGAUCACUAUCUUGUUGUGAAGACAAAUGAGGGUCGUGUCCGUGGCCUGUACAACUCUACGGCAGACACGUAUUCUUGGCGAGGCGUACCAUUUGGCGAUGAUACGAGUGGAGAGAACCGCUUCAUGCCACCUAGGCCUGCAGGCAAGUGGUAUGAUGUGAGAGAUGCGUCGAAAAAGCCCAAAAUCUGCCCACAGCAUGGAAGUGAUGUUUCCAAGGCAGCGAUCGCUCUAUUUGGAUUUUCGGGUUCAAUUUUCGAAGAAGAUGCACAAUCAGAAGACUGUCUGAAUGCCAACAUCUUUAUUGGCAGGAAGAAUUGGGAAAAGUAUCGUGACUCCAACGGGAAGGCGAAGAAACUUCCAGUGUGGCUGAAUCUUUACGGAGGUUCUUUUGAAUGGGGAUCUAACACUGUGGAAACUUAUCAGUCGCACAAGUUGGUUCACGACAAUGACAUUAUUACUGUGAGCAUCAACUUCCGUAACUGGAUUCUCGGUUUUCCCCAAGCUCCGCAGCUGCAUACAAGUAAGAACCAGCACAACGCACACUUUAAAGGUAGCAACCCUGGUCUGUCAGAUGUUGACUUGGCGAUUGAAUGGGUAUACAACAAUAUUGAGAAGUUUGGUGGUGAUCCCGAAAAAAUAACGAUCGGUGGCACAAGUACGGGAGCCUGUAUUGCCGACAAUUGGGCGUACGUGCAUUAUCAAAAGCCGACGUCCAAGUAUGUCAAGGGAAUCAUCCUCCAGAGUGGAUCCAUGACGUCUCUCGGCAAGUACUUUGUGACCAAGCCUGAGGACGACUUUACGGAAAAGAAGAGUGUGUGGAACAAAGUGGCUGCUUAUCUUGGCUGUGGCACCAAUGGUGACAAUAAGCAGAUGAAGUGCAUGCAAAGGAAGAAGUGGCAGGAUGUGAUUCAAGCGACUUUUGCUACCAACACAUCGUUCAUGCUGACAAGCGACAACAUCACGGCUUACAAUGACUACUCGGAGCGCCUGGUGCAAAGAAAAUUUGCUAAUACGCCUAUGCUCAUUGGCAAUUGUAAGGACGAGGGCAAUGCUUGGUUGAUUCACGACGCGCAACUGACGGCCGCCGUGGGCCCGCUUAUUACGGCCGAGGUGUGGGUUUGUCCGUCGAAUGUUCAGGCCAAACACCGUAUGGGCUAUGCAUCGACAUGGCGUUAUCGCUUUAGCCCUUCCUUUUAUCUCCCAGAUACGCCAGAGAAGUACCAAUCGCUUUUGACGUACCACGGAAGUGACACGGCCUAUUCAUGGGAGACGUGGCAGGACCUGCGCUACAUUCCAACAAAGCAAGCUGAGGAGGACAAGGGUCCUCUUUUGAAGGCACCUCGCGCCACAGAUGACGAUAAAAUCCGGGCACCUGUGGCACAUAUGUACAGUGCGGCAUUUGUCGAGUUUGUGAAGGACCCCGACAAUGGCCUGUAUGACUUUGAGUCUGGCUGGCCGGUGUAUUCUCCACAAAGCCUGUCUAUUGGGGAUUUCGGCUACAAGAACAGUCCCCAAUUCCGUCUUGCGUCUCACCACGAUGUUGAUGGACUCUGUCCCUUUACAGAUGCUGAGAUUAAGGAAAACAAUGAGAAGUGGCGCGAAACGGCCCAACGUAUGCGCCCUUUCAUGUUCUAA